AUGUAUGGAACAUUAAAACGUGAUGAGGCCAAUCAUCAUUAUAUAGCCAGUGAUCCAAAUGAGUAUGGUCAAUUAGAAUAUAUGGGUCAGGCACAAACUGUUGAUAAAUGGCCAUUGAUGAUCAUGCAAAUAUAUGGUGAUUUAAUACGUGUGGAUAAUAAACUUCGCGAUCGUAUUGAUUAUCUUGAAUCGCAACCAUGUACAUUCAAAUAUGACAAAUUCGAGAUACCGGUGCAAUUAGAUGACGGCUCCAAACACAAUGCCUGGUGUUAUAUGAUCAGUGAGUUUAAACAGGAUUUGUUGGACAGGGAGACUAUUGACGAGUUUAAUGGUGUAAAACAUGGUUAUGUCAAAGGAUCGGAAAAUUUAGUUACUAAUUAUGAUCCAAAUACUGCCCUAUAA
Molecule: messenger RNA, 402 nt
Organism: Oppia nitens
Lineage: Eukaryota; Metazoa; Arthropoda; Arachnida; Sarcoptiformes; Oppiidae
Product: putative gamma-glutamylcyclotransferase CG2811
Exons: 3
Coding region: 1-402 (133 amino acids)
Molecular function (GO): gamma-glutamylaminecyclotransferase activity
Source: RefSeq, a predicted model, not a curated record